Molecule: messenger RNA, 1117 nt
Organism: Acyrthosiphon pisum (pea aphid)
Lineage: Eukaryota; Metazoa; Arthropoda; Insecta; Hemiptera; Aphididae
Product: PPPDE peptidase domain-containing protein 1-like
Exons: 6
Coding region: 352-951 (199 amino acids)
Biological process (GO): protein deubiquitination
Molecular function (GO): deubiquitinase activity
Source: RefSeq, a predicted model, not a curated record
ACUCGCGACUCGCGCCGCCCGACGUGCAGUCAUUCAUUUCGUCCGUUUCCGUCAUUCCGCAUUCGGCGCAUUCGGCCGACGACCGUACGAGCACGAUCGUGUUUACUGUUAAGUGAUAAUACUAUUCUGAUAAAAUUAUGAAAAUCGCGACAGCGGCUGCCGUCGUCAUCGGUCGCUAUUAACCGCCGACCCGAUGGACACUGACGAGCCGGGAGUGCGUAAAUAAAUACGAAAAACGUUCGUUUUUUCAGUUUAUAUUUUUUUUAUAUUCUACCUACGUUUUCUGGGUACGUAUUCAAUAAUAAUGUAUUAAAUGUAAUAUCUACUACCAACUACCUCACAGUUGGUGUGAUGGUUAACGGUCAUCGUACCCAUGAGACUCAAUUCGCUCUUGGGCGCACUGUAUGGAAACCAGACAGCCUAUCGUCCAACAUGGCUCGAGAACCGGUACUGGUGCACGUCUACGAUAUGUAUUGGAUCAAUGAAUACACUACACAUAUGGGUCUUGGUGUCUUCCAUUCUGGGAUUGAAGUGUAUGGACAAGAAUAUGGAUAUGGAGGUCAUGAUAGAUCAGAUUCUGGAAUUUUUGAUAUGAUUCCAAAAGAUGUUUAUGAAUUAGGAGAUCAUUAUAGAUACAGGGAAUCCAUAUACAUUGGUAGUACAGAUUUUACAGUUAGUGAUGUUAAAAGAAUAAUGAUUGAACUUGGUAAGGACUUCCGAGGCGACAGAUACCAUUUAAUGAAUAAAAACUGUAACCAUUUUUCUGGAUCAUUAACAAAGAUUUUAUGCGGUCAAGAUAUACCAAGUUGGAUAAACAGGCUGGCAUAUGUUAGUUCGUGUAUUCCUUUUUUUCAACGUUGUCUACCAAAGGAGUGGUUAACUCCAAUCUCUCUUCAACGAAAUUUGUCUCGAAGAAAAUCUGAUGCUUCUACAGAGCAACUCAACCCAUAACAUAAUUAUUUUUGCAUCAUACUAAUUAUGUACGAUAAUAAUAUGAUGUGUGCCAUUCACAUUAAUUGCCUACUACUAAAAUAAACAUGUACAUGAACAGUUAUUGAUAUUAUUUAUAUGUAUAAAAAAAAACUAGAUUUUAAAUUAAAUGCUUUGAAUUAUAUGA